AUGGCAACGCCUAUGCUGCUGGGUGCGCUGCCAGUUCUGGCUGCCAGCACGGUGCGGCUGCGGCGGCUGCGUGCGAGCCGGCGACCGUGGCGUGGGGACACUGCUCUGCGUGCAGCCACGGUGAAUGUGGAGGAAGGGGAGAAGGUGGUUGGCAUCGACCUUGGUACGACGAAUUCGGCAGUGGCUGCCCUGGAGGCCGGCAAGGCCACCGUCAUUCCAGGCGCAGAUGGUGCCCGCACUAUCCCAAGUGUGAUAGCUUACACAAAAACUGGCGAGACUUUGGUCGGACAAAAGGCAAAGCGUCAAGCGGCAGUGAAUCCGGCCAAUACUUUCUAUUCCGUGAAGCGCUUUAUUGGGCGGCUGCGGAAUGAGGUACGAGACGAGGUCAGCGAGGUCUCCUAUCAGGUCGUGAGUGAGGAAGAGGCCGAGGGCGUCCUUGGCGUGCGCUUAGAGUGCCCUCACCUGGAGAAGCAGCUGGCACCUGAAGAGAUCUCCGCGCAAGUGCUGCGCACGCUGGCUGGUGAUGCAUCCAAGUACUUACAGGCAGAUGUGAAGAAAGCCGUCAUUACGGUGCCAGCCUACUUCAAUGACUCUCAGAGACAAGCCACAAAGGAUGCGGGGGCCAUCGCUGGGCUUGAGGUCCUUAGGAUCGUCAACGAGCCAACAGCUGCCUCUUUGGCAUAUGGACUGGAAAAGCGCGAUAACGAAACCAUCCUGGUAUUCGAUCUUGGAGGCGGAACAUUUGACGUGUCCGUUCUUGUGGUCGGAGGUGGUGUUUGCGAAGUUCUCGCAACGAGUGGCGACACUAAGCUUGGUGGCGACAACUUUGACAAGUGCAUUGUUGAUUGGCUGGCCCAUCGCUUUGCCUCCCGCACGCUGAUUGAUCUUCGGGAGGAGCCGCAGAGUCUGCAGCGCCUUACUGAGGCGGCCGAGAAAGCAAAGAUCGAGCUCUCCGGAGUCUUGUCCACUACGAUCUCGUUGCCCUUCAUCACGAUGGACGAGGAGGGCUCCCCGUUGCACCUGGAGGAGGAGCUGACGCGUGGGGAGUUCGAGGGCCUCUGCACGAAGCUUCUGGAGCGGCUCCGAGAUCCCGUGGAGAAGGCACUGAAGGACGCAGAUCUGACUUACAAAGACUUGGAUGAGGUGGUGCUCGUGGGCGGCUCCACGCGCAUCGGCGCUGUCCAAGAGUUGGUCCGAUCGCUGGUGGGAGGCAAAGAGCUGAACCAAAGCGUGAACCCGGACGAGGUGGUCGCCAUGGGAGCUGCUGUGCAGGCUGGAGUGCUGGCCGGAGAGGUGAAGGACCUCGUGCUGCUGGAUGUCGUGCCACUGUCCCUGUCGGUCGCGACCCACGACGGUCUGAGCUCCGUGUUCCUCCCAAGAAACACGCGCGUCCCGGCAAAGAAGACGAAGGUCUUCUCCACUGCUGAGGACAAUCAAGCCCGAGUGACAGUGGAAGUCGUCCAGGGUGAGUUCAGAAAAGCCGAUGACAACAAGCAGCUGGGAGUCUUCCUCCUGGAUGGUAUUCCGCCCUCGCCUGCUGGUAUACCGCAGAUUGAGGUAACCUUCGAUGUGGACAGCAACGGCAUUCUCAGUGUGGGUGCCUACGAUCGGGCUACCCGCAAGGAGACCAAAGUGACCAUCUCCGGAGCUUCUACCUUGGCUCCCGAAGAUGUUCAGGAAAAAGUUGCCGAGGCCCAGAAGAAAGCAGCCGAAGAAGCUUACUACGAACAAGUUGUACUGGUCAAAAACGACGCGGAAUCGGCCGCCUACGCGGUUGAAAGGCUGCUGAGGGACCAGCGAAGAAAGCUCAAGCCUGCAAAGGUGGAGGUGCUGGAGUCGAAGCUAAUCCUGGCGAGAGAUCUACUCGACAAGGAGCCGCCGGACACCGACCUCCUGAAACAGGUUACUGAGGAUCUUCGUGACGAGGUCAGGAACAUCCUCAAGCGGAAGGUGGAGGAAGACUACGAUGUCCAGCAAGGUUUCGUGUCGGGAGAUGAUCCGAGCAAAGAGCGGAAGCGCGCAUCUCUUUAG
Symbiodinium sp. CCMP2456 is the source of this 2031-nucleotide messenger RNA. The record is from the annotation of a GenBank genome assembly. Lineage: Eukaryota; Dinophyceae; Suessiales; Symbiodiniaceae.